Molecule: messenger RNA, 469 nt
Organism: Amphimedon queenslandica
Lineage: Eukaryota; Metazoa; Porifera; Demospongiae; Haplosclerida; Niphatidae
Exons: 4
Coding region: 17-469 (150 amino acids)
Source: RefSeq, a predicted model, not a curated record
UAUUGAUGGUGCUGCUAUGUCCUCUUUAAGAAGGGGCAGUACCAAUGCAGGUGGUUCCUAUACUCUAUCACCAGGUGACCCCUCCCCCUUUCAGAGAGGAGCACGUACCACUAGAAGUUUUAGAGAUCGUGUGAAAUCUUUGAAGGCACCCAAGAAAGUCCCUCAAAGACAACAGGCAGAGACUCACUCGUCUACCAGCGGUGAUCUCAUCCUUCCUAGAAUGAGAGGUGGUCGUUCACUUGAUAACCUUCACAGAGUCAGCAUGGCUGAAGGAGGGGGAGAGAAUCAACCCAGUCUAGGGGAACCUGGAACAUUCGUUGACCUGGCGACAAAAGGUACUCUAAGCAUACAGCUGGUUCAUCCUAGCGUAUCGCCGAGACACAGUUGCUUCAGAUUAAUAACUGACAAUGAUAUUAUAUAUGCGUCUUGUGGAUCUGCUGAAGAACUGGAUAGAUGGGUUACUAGGUGA